Molecule: messenger RNA, 1947 nt
Organism: Sclerotinia sclerotiorum 1980 UF-70
Lineage: Eukaryota; Fungi; Ascomycota; Leotiomycetes; Helotiales; Sclerotiniaceae
Exons: 3
Coding region: 1-1947 (648 amino acids)
Biological process (GO): positive regulation of transcription by RNA polymerase II
Molecular function (GO): DNA-binding transcription factor activity, RNA polymerase II-specific; protein dimerization activity; RNA polymerase II cis-regulatory region sequence-specific DNA binding
Source: RefSeq, a predicted model, not a curated record
AUGGGGAGAAGAAAGAUUGAGAUCAAAGCUAUCAAGGAUGAUAGGAAUCGUUCAGUGACCUUCUUGAAGCGCAAAGGAGGAUUAUUCAAGAAGGCGCAUGAGCUUUCCGUUCUCUGCUCCGUCGAUGUCGCGGUUAUUAUAUUUGGUAGUAAUAAGAAGUUAUACGAAUAUUCUAGUAGUGACAUUGGAGAGAUCAUGACAAGAUAUCAAUACUAUGGAGGAGCCAACGAACACAAAGGACCUAGCGAUUACGGCAAAGGAAAGGGCAUGGAUGACGAUGACGAUGAUGAUGACGGAUCCCCUCCUUCUCAUCACGGAUCAGAACCACCGCAGAUGAUGCCUCCUCAAUUCCAACACCAACCAUAUCAGCAUAUUCGCCAUCAUACUCCAUCCGCCUCUCCUCCAAUUCCAAAUGGUGUCUUUCAACAUCUCCCACAACAACGACAACAUACACCACAACCCGGAAUGGGAUCUCGACCAUCGUCUAGAAACGCUCCACGAAGACAAAGCUCCCUGGUACCACAGCAUCCUCAUGGCCCUCCGACCAACGGUCAAUUUGCAUAUGCGCCGAAUCAACCACCUUACAACCCCCAAAUGACACCCGGUCUGCCACCACAUUCUCAUGGCCUUCCCCAGCAUAUACAAGGUCCGCCUCAAGGAAUUCCCCAUCCACACCAAAGUCCCGGACCACAAUACGCACAUUUUGCACCCCCGCAUCACCCCCAACAUCAUCCUCAACACCACCCUCAUUCCCAACCACAUAUGCAACAGCAUCCGCAACAUCCUCAGCAACACCCACAACAGCAUCUUCAACAGCAUCCGCAGCAGCAUCCUCAAAAAAUCCCGCAACAACAUCCCCAUCCGCAACAAGUACAGCAACUAUAUGUGGAGGAACAAAGAAGAUCCUCUGUACCACCGGCAUUCCCACCACAAGAAAGACCCGCAUCUUCGCGCGCAACUCCUUCCCCUCCGCAGCCGCAGCAACAGCAAAUGCCGCAACCUCCACCACCACCACCACAACCACAGCAGCCUCAACCAUCGCCAGAACAGCAACAAACACAACCUUCACAACAAAUGCUCGAGCCAGCCAAGCGCUCAUCAGUAAAAUCCAGAAGUAUCUUUACGCCAAUUGAUGAGAGUCGAUCAAUUCUCUCCCAACACUGGGCAAGCUCAACUUCCAAUACCGAUGCAGUAAAGGAAGAACCGGGAGAUCGAUCUCAGUCUGUGGACGUUACAAUAAAUCGUGUUAAACCACCUUCACCACCUCAAAGAUCACAAACGCAUAACAAAAAUCGUAACAUAUCCAUGUCAUCCUUACCAGAUGGAUUUACCCCACCAUCCCGUACAAACAGUGCACAGCUAAGUGUAGGUGGUGGCAAGAGGCCUAUAUUGAAGGUGCAAAUUCCAGAAGAAGCAUCAGAUAAUGGUGGAUCUGCCACUGCGGAAGAUCUCUCAUCCCCACGAUCGGCGGGUGCCACUAACCAAAAGGCACGUCGCAAUGGCGGCGACCAUGGCGGAAUGGUACUUCCACCACCUUCACCUUCCGCCUCGGCUUUGUUGUCAGCCGGUGCAUCGGGACCACCAAAUCCUUUCGCACGACCACAUCCCGUCACACAACCUUCGCAGGGAUCCAAUGCGAGUGGAAAUAACAAUAAUUCGAACAACAAUAUAAUAGAAAGCGUGACACCAGUCUCAGCUCUUCCGUCGCGUUUCAUGAAUAAUGAAUUCCUCCCAAGCCCUUCAUCGUUCUAUCCCGAGUGGAAUUAUGGGAGAGGCGGUGAUUCUAAUACAUUACCUAGUCCUCUAAAUUUUGCAACGCCUGUUGUGGGAACAGGCCCAAGUUUCCUACGAGACGAUAAUGGCGAUAGGGGUGGUAAAAGAAAGACACCCGAACAAGAUGAGAACCGGGAUGGGGGAGAUCAGAAAAGAUUGAAGCAUGAAGGAUAA